AUGGUCACCUCAUCACCAAGUUUCUUCAUCGACAUACUGCGGUGGGUGUUCCUCCCCUUUCGAGAGGCGUUUACUCUACAGUUUCUCGCAGCAGCAGUAUGGCUCUUCUCCUGCUCUGUUUGGAACUGCAUGGUGCAAGUCUACAUCGAUCGUUUAUAUGCUCAGCAGUACUUCGGCAACAGGCACUGGGAUCCUUUACCCGACGCUGGCUUCGCUCUCCUGCCCUACAUUAACAAUCAAAAUAUUGAAGCGGUUCUGUGCCAUACAAGGGUCUGUAUUCUUACUAAGAAGCCUAACGAUAGGGGCGACGUUGCUGCCCAACCCAUACAGCCACUGCGUUAA
Messenger RNA from Perkinsus marinus ATCC 50983, 342 nucleotides. RefSeq lists its product as hypothetical. The transcript has 4 exons. Lineage: Eukaryota; Perkinsozoa; Perkinsida; Perkinsidae. The coding region runs from base 1 to 342 and encodes 113 amino acids. The record is from RefSeq and is a predicted model, not a curated record.